UUUCCGGUCACACUGACAUGGGCACAAAAACAUUGGUUUCCGAAUAUGUGGAAAUUCAUCCAAAAAACGAAUACCUAAGUGCCAAAGAGCUAAUUGCUCAUCGUCACUCGGAGUUUGAACCUCAAAGUGGGGGAUUAAAGCGAACCCAAAAUGAGGGCACUGCCCAGGAACUUGAGGAGCUGAGGCGAGCGCAGGAACAACUGCGGGCUCAGUUGUCAGUGCCCCGCAUAGAAAGACUUGGAGGAAGAGCCCUGGCCAUCUGGAAUGAAGAGCAACAAGUGGCAGAAGUCCUGCGCAAAGAUGGCAAAUUUGAAAACUUUGGAUACAGUGAUCAGGGAAAACUAUACCUAGAAUACUACGAGGCUAUGUUCCUAUUGGAACUGGGACGUCUACAACUGGAGUACUACGGCUCAGUAGUUUCAAUAGAACAAGCUUAUGUGCUCCUUUUUGGCGAGCUGGAAAGCGAAAAGUACUCCAACUACCUGGUUUACUCGGCUUUAUCCCGAGCUGGUUAUAUAGUUGUCAGACACAAACCUCCUAAGGAAACUCCAGAGGAAGUUACUAGUGCAGAUUGCGUCUGGGCCCUGCUAAAGGAGAAAGUAGGAAACCAGCCAGUACCAGAGCAUAUUAAAACCUCGUCCUUUUACUCGACUGUUCAGAAACAAAUGGAACAUAUCAAGGAACUGAUUACAUCUCAGAAGACAGAAGAUCCUAAAAUUACAGAAUCCAUCGAUUUCAAAUUCGACUCCAGAAAGCGCAAGGCGGAUGAAAAACCAAUCGAAGAACCGGCCAGUAAAAAAGAAAAGCUUUCUAAGACGGGUCGAAGUCUCGUAGAUCAGCUUAAGGACGAACUAUCAUAUUCAAAGUUCGAAGAGAUCUUUGAAGAGUUCGAUAUCAUACAACUUAAGAGCCAAGAAGAUGCCAAAGAAGAGAUUACUGAACCACCUACCCUGAAAAUAUCCUUUGAUUUGCAUCUCCACAACGAGGGCUUCAAGAAGAGUUCACCAAAGCCGCCAAACUUUAAUGUUGUAAUUCUCCCAUCGCAGACGGCAUUUCCCACCCACGACGAGAUCGCCAAGAUGCAAACUCAUCAAACCGCACCACUGCUCGUCAUAUCCGUGAGCGAGUCGAAACAGAUACAGGCCUUUCUGUACUAUAUAAGUUGAUGAUUGCCCGUACUGCGGAUGUGCCACCUCAAUAAAUUGUGUGUGUUAAAACAUCCAAA
Messenger RNA from Drosophila biarmipes, 1225 nucleotides. RefSeq lists its product as uncharacterized. NCBI's taxonomy places the organism in Eukaryota, Metazoa, Arthropoda, Insecta, Diptera, Drosophilidae. The transcript has 4 exons. The record is from RefSeq and is a predicted model, not a curated record. Gene Ontology annotation, cellular component: tRNA-intron endonuclease complex. Bases 18 to 1166 code for a protein of 382 amino acids. Gene Ontology annotation, biological process: tRNA-type intron splice site recognition and cleavage.